AUGCAUGGAGUAACAGAUGAAAGAGACAAGAAGAGCGAUGAUAAGGGCAUUCUUGGUACAGAUUAUCCUGAUAAUUGUGGAGAAAACAUUCAUAUGACAAAAGAUGGCAAAAUAGCUUUGCUCUUCCAGGCAACAAGCCAGAAGUGGGCCAGAGCAGCCAUGAAGGCAAAGCAGAAAUGUAUUCUGACUGGGCAAAACAAUCCUAGAUUGGAAAGCAAGCCACACUGGGCUGUCCAGUAUAAGCAAACCAAAGGAGACAUAGUGCAGAGAACAGGGAAGAAGGAAGAAUCCAAAAGAAAAGAUUUCAUUAUGGCUGAGCAGAGCACAGCAACAUCACUUGGUUUAACCAUUGAUGGGUUUUCUGGAGACUACAGCCCUUCAGCAUUCCCAGAGGAAGAUGAUGAAUCUGAACUUUCUUCCUUCACACAUUACCUGUUUCUCUUUGCCUGUCUUUUCAUUAUUACCCUUGCAAUAUUCAUAUGUGGCCUGGUGGGGAAUGCAAUUGUCAUCUGGUUUCUCUGCUUCAUCGUGAAGAAGAAUCCCAUCACCACCUACAUCUUGAACUUGGCUCUAGCUGAUUCUUGUGUCCUUGUAACUUUAGCACUUGCAAUUUCAGCUAGCUUUUGGGAUGUAGGAGGAAUUUCCUCUGGGCUGAGUAUUGAACUGUUUAUUUCCACACAUGCCAUUAGCUUAUAUCUUCUGACAGCCAUCAGUGUCGAGAAAUGUCUCUCUGUUGUCUUCCCAAUCUGGUAUCGAUGCCACCGUCUAGAACACCUGUCUGAAAUUGUUUGUGCAUUUAUAUGGGUAAUGUCCAUUCUGGUCUUUGGAAUCUAUCACUUUUUAAUUUCAACUGAAUCUGCAGACUUUGACAUAGUGAUUUGUGUCGUUCAUAUGAUCAACUCUGUAUUUUGCACACUUGUUGUGGUGAUCUGUACUGUGAUCCUUUUCAUCAAGGUCUGCUGCAGUUUACAUCGACGCCAACGAGGAAAGUUCUACACAGCUCUCUUGCUUGCUCUUCUUUUCUUCCUCAUUUUUGGUGUUCCACUCAGUGUCAUAAUAACUCUUCAAUAUCUUCUUGCUGAUAUUAAUAUAAUAACGGCAUUAUUUGGAGUAGUAUCUGCUGUUAUCAACAGCAGUGUUAAUCCAUUCAUUUACUUCUUAAUUGGAAGGAAAACGACGCAUCGACCCAGAGAACCCUUGAAGGUGGUGCUGGAAAGAGUUUUUAGUGACAAAGCUGAUUGCAGAGAAGAUCAGAGUCUUCCAGCCACAACAGAUUCAAUGAUGAUGACUCCUUAA
Molecule: messenger RNA, 1296 nt
Organism: Podarcis muralis (Common wall lizard)
Lineage: Eukaryota; Metazoa; Chordata; Lepidosauria; Squamata; Lacertidae
Source: RefSeq, a predicted model, not a curated record